CUUCUGCGGAGCCCAGCCGGAGCUCUCCGCAAAGUUAAACCUUCGCAAAAAUAAAUAAAUAAAUACAUCAAUAAAAAAUUAAAAUCAAGUCAAAGAGACCCGUUGCAAAACGCAGCCACGAACUGCGGAGCGCGCGUCGGCGGCUGUUGGUGUCUCCUCCUCCUCCUCUUCCUCCUCCUCCGGCUGGGAGCUUCAGACAUCUUAGGAGAGGCGGAGGAGGGAGAGAUUUCCGGGCCCCCGAAGCGGACGGAGCUUUCCAGCCGAGCCAAAGCCGAGCCAAGCGCCGGGUCGUCUCUCUCGGAUUUUUACGCACCGCGCCGAGCCCAUGGGAAGCUGCUCCGGGGGACCCCGAGGGAGGAAGGCCGCGGCGUGGCAGGGCUGGCACCGUCCCCUUGGAUCUGCUUUGGGCUUUUUUUGAUUCUUAAGUGUACCUUUGAUAUUUUAAUUUUUAAUUUUUGGCCACCUCCUCUCCCCCUUAAAAAAGCACCCCUCUUCCCCCCAAAAAACCUCGCUCCACUGGGAGCCUCCCUCGGAUUUGGAGACGUCUUGGAUGCGCGGCCUAAAGGAAUUAUUUUUUAUUAUUUCUUAUUUUGGGGGGUUGUUGAAGGAAUAAUAAAAAAAGGGGCCAACGGCCUUGUACGGAGCGGCUCGGGCAGGAAGGCCCAAGGGGACAUGGCUGAGGCGAGCAUUGUACGCCCGGACUCCGGGAUUCCUUAGUGCGUCGCAUUGCUGAGUCUCAGGAGGGACCCCCAAAGAAGACUGCUUCCCCUUCCCCCCUUUGACAAUGGCUGGAUCUACGCAACCGGCAACCCAGACCUGGCGGGGGGCAGAGACCCACUACCCCUCCCACGCCAUGUCCUACCCCGUGGCAUUAAAUCAGGCCCAUGUGGAUGUGAGUCUCUUGGAAUAUCAGCACCAUCCCAGAGAGUACCCUUCCCACCUGCCCCCAGGGUCGCUCUUACACCCCCAACGGCGCAGACCCUCCCUCUUGUCCGAAUUUCAGCCGGGAAAUGAAAGAUCCCAGGAGACGCACGUUCGGACUGAGUCCCACUCGUAUCUCUCUGAUCUGAGCAAGCCGUCGGAAAUCGAGUUCAUUGAGACCAAGCGGCCUCGGAUGGAGCUCUUACAGGAGCCACUGCUGAGACCUCCGACUCUGCUCAGCCAUGGAGCAACGGAGGGUUUCUCCAGGGACCGAGGCAUUGCUGGGAAACUGGAGCCCGUUUCUCCCAUCCCUUCUGCCCAUCCUGACUCGGAACUGGAUCUCCUCCCAUCCCGGCUCUCGAAGGAGGAGCUGAUCCAAAACAUGGAUCGUGUGGACCGAGAGAUAACCAUGGUGGAACAGCAGAUCUCCAAGUUGAGGAAAAAGCAGCAACAGCUAGAGGAGGAAGCGGCCAAACCUCUGGAGCCCGAGAAAUCCAUCUCUCCUCCACCGCUGGAGUCGAAGCACCGCAGCCUGGUCCAGAUCAUCUACGACGAGAAUCGGAAAAAGGCAGAAGCCGCACACAGGAUCCUGGAGGGACUGGGACCCCAGGUGGAGUUGCCUCUGUACAACCAGCCUUCGGACACGAGGCAAUACCAUGAAAACAUUAAAAUGUAAAAACCAGCAAUGCGGAAGAAGCUGAUAUUAUACUUCAAGAGGAGGAAUCAUGCUCGUAAACAGUGGGAGCAGAAGUUCUGCCAACGGUAUGACCAGCUAAUGGAAGCUUGGGAGAAGAAGGUGGAACGCAUUGAAAACAACCCACGCCGUAGAGCCAAAGAGAGCAGAGUCCGCGAAUAUUAUGAGAAACAGUUCCCCGAGAUCAGAAAGCAGAGAGAACUUCAGGAACGAAUGCAAAGGUCAGCUGGGGGACAACGAGGCAGUGGAUUCUCCAUGUCGGCAGCGCGCAGCGAACAUGAGGUUUCGGAGAUCAUCGACGGGCUCUCGGAAAGAGAAAAUCUGGAGAAACAGAUGCGCCAGCUUGCUGUCAUCCCGCCGAUGCUGUAUGAUGCGGAGCAGCAGCGCAUCAAGUUCAUCAACAUGAACGGGCUGAUGGACGAUCCCAUGAAGGUCUACAAGGACCGGCAGGUGAUGAAUAUGUGGAGUGAGCAGGAGAAGGAGACCUUCCGAGAGAAGUUCAUGCAACACCCAAAGAAUUUCGGUCUUAUCGCCUCCUUCCUGGAUAGGAAAACAGUAGCGGAUUGCGCUUACUACUAUUUGACCAAGAAGAAUGAGAACUACAAGAACUUGGUGAGAAGGAAUUACCGCAGGCGAGGAAAGAACCAGCAGCAACAGCAGCAGCAACAGCAGCAGCAACAGAUGCCCCGGAAUAACCAAGAAGAAAAAGAGGAAAAAGAGAAAGAUGCUGAGAAGGAAGAGGAGAAGCCAGAAUCCGAAAACGACAAAGAAGAACUGACAAAGGAGAAGAACGAGGACACGUCCGGCGAGGACAAUGACGAGAAGGAAGCUGUCACCUCCAAAGGGCGCAAGACGGCCAAUAGCCAGGGCUGGCGGAAAGGGCGCAUCACUCGGUCCAUGGCCAACGAGGCCAACCACGAGGAGGUGGCCAUGCCCCAGCAGAAUUCCGAGCUAGCUUCUUUGGAGAUGAACGAAAGUUCUCGCUGGACGGAGGAGGAGAUGGAAACAGCCAAGAAAGGUCUCCUUGAACAUGGACGCAACUGGUCCGCCAUUGCCCGCAUGGUGGGGUCGAAGAGCGUCUCGCAGUGUAAAAACUUCUACUUCAACUACAAGAAGAGGCAGAACCUGGAUGAGAUCCUCCAGCAGCACAAAUUGAAAAUGGAGAAAGAAAGGAACUCCCGGAGAAAGAAGAAAAAAGGUCCCGUAAUCCAAAACGAGGAAAGAGCUUUCGCCCCAGUCGCCGAGGACGAAGAGAUGGGCCAGGAUGGGUCGGGCACCAGCGGCAACGAGGAGGAGAUGGCCGAGGAGGUCGAGGCAGAAGUUGCCGUUAAUAACAGCUCCGACACAGACAGCUUGCCUUCCCCGAGACUCGAUGCGAAAAAGCCUCCAGAAAACGAGUCCAAACCGAAUCCCGAGGCCAAAGAAGAAACCACCGUCAACAUGGAGAAAGCCGCAAUGUCCCCGGAAGCCAACGCCGUAGACUCUGCCGGUCAGACGCCAGAUGAGACUGAGCCUGGCCCAGCUGGUACCGAAAAGCCGCUGGAGGAAAUGAAAGCCGAUACGAUAAAAACAGAAGAAGGGGAAGGGAACCCGAAGGAGCCAGAAGCAGACAUGGCGGAGAUAAAAAUGGAGGAAGGGGCAGAUGUCCCGGAAGACAAUAAGUCCAAUGACCAGAAAAGGGAGACCAGUAACGGGGUGGGGGCAGAAACUGCAGAGACCCCCAAAUUGGAGAAGAAGGAGGGCCCCACGGCCAGCAAAACCGGAAGUGCUGCCUCAGAUAGCGAUUCUAGUGCCACAUGCAGCGCAGACGAGAUGGACGAGCAGGACCCGGCGGACAAAACCAAGUUGCCAGCUGCCCGCUUAAGUCUCCUUGGUGCCCCCAACGAUGCUCGGCUCCCCUCCUCACCUCAGAAGCCUCUGGACCUGAAGCAGCUGAAGCAGAGGGCAGCUGCCAUCCCUCCCAUUAUUUCCGAAGGCCCACUGGAGGGAGCGUUGCAGAGCGGGGCCACCAAAGCCCCAGUGACUCCCCACACCUUGGCCCUCUACCAGCAACAGAUCACCCGGGCCCAGGAGGAGGAAGAGGAGGAGGAAGAGGAGGAGGAGGCUGCACCCAGCAAGCUGCCCCCACCGGAGAAGGAGCCCCCCCUUUGCUCCAGCAACAGCAACAGCCCUCGGGCAGCUCCGCAUCGGAGCCCGGCCGAGACAGACAAAGAGGAAAAACCAGUGCUUUUCACCCCUCUUCCCGAUGGACAGAAGCCAGCUGGAGAAGCCGCUGCCACAACCUGCUGGCCACCAGUCCUCCCCUACCAAGGGUCCUCCAGGGAUGUCAUCCGCACUUCCCCGCACACCGAGUCUCAUGCAUUUCAGUAUAGCCCUUCGGCUCAUCCCAUCUCCUUAAAUGCUCACGAAAGUUCUCGGACUGGCCCGCCAAGGUUGCCCGCCAUCUCCAAUCCUCCUCCUCUGAUCUCCAACAAGCACCCCUCGGUUCUUGAAAGAACGCCUGGCUGCAUCUCCCAGGGGAUCCCUCUACAGCUCCAUGGUCCAUUCAGUUUGGAGCACACCAAAGUCUCCAUCGGUUCCAUCACUGUGCCUUUGACGAUGGACCCCAAGAAGUUGGUGCCGUUUCCUGGAGUGAAACAAGAGCAGCUUUCUCCUCGAAGUCAAGCGUGUCAGCCUGAAAGCUUGGUGGUGCAGCCCUCCCAGGAGAGCUCAGUUCUUCGCGGUACCUCUUUGUCAGGAGGAAGCAUCAUUAAAGGGAUUCCCAGCACAAGACCACCCUCGGAAUCUACCAUCACAUAUCGGGGUUCCAUCACACAUGGCACCCCAGCUGAAGUGCUGUACAAAGGAACCAUUACCAAGGUAAUUGGAGAAGACAGCCCCAGCCGAGCGGAGAAGGCAAGAGACGAGGCACUGCCCAAGGGACACGUCAUUUACGAGGGGAAGAAAGGACACAUCCUGACGUACGAUGGUGGGGUUGCUAACCAGGUCCCUAAAGAGAACAGCAGGAGCACCGCAGCGAUGCAGGAGAUGACCGGCACUAAGAGAACGUACGACAUGAUGGAAGGGAGGACGGCCAGGCUGCUAUCUGGACGUGAACUUUCCUCUGCUAAUAUAGAAGGUUUAAUGGGCCGAGCCAUCCCUCCCGAGAGGCACAGUCCGCUCAACCUAAAGGAACCACAUCACAUCCGAGGCUCCAUCACGCAAGGAAUUCCUAGGUCCUAUGUGGAAUCGCCAGAGGACUACCCCCGAAGAGAAGCCAAGCAACUCAAGAGGGAGAACACACCACCAAGGGAUUUAACAGAAGCUUACAAAGUCAGGAGCCACGAGUCCCUUACUCCGAUGAAAGUGAAAGCAGUCCACGAAGGGCUGGUCACCACAGUGAAGGAAGCCGGGCGGUCGAUUCAUGAAAUUCCGAAGGAGGAUCUUCGACGCACACCCGAUCUCUCUCUGAUGGCCCGGCCCAUUAAGGAAGGAUCGAUUACCCAGGGUACUCCACUGAAAUACGACACAAACACAUCCACAAAUACCAAAAAGCACGAUGUCCGGUCUAUUAUUGGCAGCCCGGGCAGGAAUUUUCAUCCCAUGCUCCCUAUGGAGGCCAUGCAGGACUCAAGGACGCUGGAAAGAGCUUACGAGGACAGUUUGAAAACCAGGCCCAGCUCAGUGACGAACUCGGGGGGUUCCAUCACGAGGGGAGCCCCCAUGAUUAUGCCUGAGUCAGGGAAGCCUCGCCAUAGCCCCCUGGCAUAUGAGGACCACCAGACGGCCCAUGGGGCAGCUUAUGGAGGUCACCUGCAUCGAGGGUCCCCCGUCUCCACAAGAGAGGCAGCGCCCAGACAACUGGAAGGGAGCAUCACUGCUGGAAAACCCGUGUCACAAGACCGAAAGGUCACUACCACCUCCAGGGACAUCACCAGCUCCAAAUCUCCUCACACCCCACUCCCAGAACACCAUCACCCAAUGACUCCCUAUGAGCAUCUGCUCCGUGGGACAAGUGGCAUGGAUCUAUACAGAGGCCACAUUCCUCUGACCUUUGACCCCGCUGCCAUUCCCCGAGGAAUUCCCUUGGAAGCAGCUGCCUAUUACUUGCCAAGGCACCUUGCUCCUGGCCCUACGUACCCCCACCUCUACCCACCCUACCUCAUCCGUGGUUACCCGGACACCGCCGCCAUGGAGAACAGACAGACCAUCAUCAACGACUAUAUCACCUCACAGCAGAUGCACCACAACGCCGCUACGGCUACCACCAUGGCUCAGAGAGUCGAUCUGCUUCGUGGCUUGUCUCCACGAGAACCUUCCCUGGCUCUCAACUACGCAGCAGCAGGGAUAAUUGACCUGUCUCAAGUUCCACACCUCCCUGUGCUCGUGCCCCCCACCCCAGGGACCUCCGCAGCCUCCAUGGACCGCCUCACCUACAUGCAUGGCGCUGCCCAGCCUUUCAGCAGCCGACACAGUAGCUCGCCGCUUUCACCAGGUACCCCAGCACAUUUAGCUAAGACGGGACCCCCAGUUUCCGAACGGGACCAAGAACGGGACCGUGAAAAAGAACGCAAGAAAUCGGUUGUGACCAGCACAGCCACGGUGGAACAUGCGCCCAUUUGGAGGCCGGGCACCGAACACAGCAGCGGCCGUACCCCCGCACACGCUCACAAGCACUCCCCGGUUUCCCCUCGCGCCCAGGAAAAUGUUCAGCAACGUCCCAGUGUGCUGCAUAACACCAACAUGAAGAUAAUCUCUCCAGAAGGUCUCACUCCCUCCGUUUUGCGAUCCUCUGCCUCCUCCUCCUCCUCCUCUUCAUCCAUCGCCACCACGUCUCCAGCCUGCUCCUCUGGCUUCUGUCCAGCAUCGGCAUUGCGCAGCUCCAUAAGUGGCAUGGACAACUACGCCUCAGCGAUGGAGUCGGCUCAUAUGCAGAAGGAGGUCUCCUCCUCCAGGACCCAGGACAUCAAAAGUGAACGGUCUCAGCCUGAGACCAACCACCUGUUCACCUCAAAGUUGUCCGCGGGGCCAGGAGGUCUAGAACAGACAACUUCACCGUAAAAGCUACCGAGCCCAAGACUUUGUCCUCUUCUGGGCGGGGCAAGCCACCCGUUUAGCAGAGGACAGGGGAAAAUCCAGCCUUCACAUCACAGCCCCCUGGACUCAUCACUGCACGCCGCUUCGGCCCCCGAGCAGCCGAGUAGAGAAAAGAGUAAACCCUUUUCAGUGCAGGAACAGGAGCUGCGAGUACUCGGUAAGACUACCAUGACAGCGGCCAACUUCAUUGAUGUCAUAAUCACGCGCCAAAUUUCUUGCAAUAAGGGGAGGCCCGAAAGAAGUUCAUUAAAUAACAGCACCAAUGGCGAUGGUAUCCGUGGGAACUACAGUCCUGAUGGCGUUGAAACCAUAAGCCCCGUGAACUCCCCCUCUGUCCUCCACGAGAAAGGGAUGAAGCUGACUCAGAUAAGGAGAAAGGUCAGGGCCUCCUCCACCCAUAAACUUGACUUUUCUCACGCAGGUUCCCUCAAACCUUCCGCGACGGAGAUCUCACACAUGCAACAGCUCCACCAGAUCAGUGAAGGCCAUCAGUCCCCAAGUCAGCCGUUACAGGGACCCCCGAAUGCCAAAGGAAAUCAGCGUGUCGUCACCUUGGCUCAGCACAUCAAUGAAGUCAUCACUCAAGACUACACACGCCAUCAUCCCCAGCAACUCAAUCCCCAUAUCCAGCCUCCCGUCUACUCCUACUCGGGGGCUGCGGGUCCUGUGUUGGAUCUCCGACGAGCGCCUACCGAAUCUUACCUCCAGCACCAACCAAUGGAACAUGUUUCAUCUUCUAGAAUUUCCCCUGAAAAUGAACCAGACCAAAGGUCCCCCGAGCAGAUUAAAAUCCCAUCUUCGGACAACUGCAUCGAGCCGAUUUCUCCACCCGAGGGAAACGGAGAAGCCGAGCGUGUCCGAAACAGCGCCUACCCCAUUCUGUACCGUGAGGCUGAGCAGCUGGAGCUGAGGCUGCACCGAUCCCCUGGAAACAGCAUCCAACCGCCAGCGUUCUUCAGCAAACUGACAGAGAGCAAUUCCGCCAUGGUGAAAUCCAAGAAGCAGGAGAUCAUCAAAAAACUCAGCACGAGCAACCGGAAUGAAGCGGAAUACAAUGUUGGACAACCUGGAACAGAGAUUUUUUACAUGCCAGCAAUGACAGGAACAGGGUUAAUCAGUUGUAGGAGCCAGGCGGUCCAAGAAAAUCCCAGUUCCAACAUGGGGCUGGAGGCCAUUAUCAGAAAGGCUCUCAUGGGUAAAUAUGACCAUCGGUGGGACGAGCCCGCUCCUCUCAGUACCAAUGCUUUUAACCCUCUGAAUGCCAGCCCAAGCUUGCCCGCUGUUCUGCCUGUAACCUCUGCUGAAGGACAGAUUGACGAGAUUCAUUCUUCCACGCCAGGAGGGGGGAAACCAAAGGCUGCCGCCAGAGCGAACAGUCGGAAGGCCAGAUCUCCAGCACCCGGCCUGUCCUCCACCACCGAGAGGCCGCCAUCUGUUUCGUCCGUUCACUCCGACGGGGACUGUAACAGGAGGACACCUCUAACCAACCGGGUUUGGGAGGACAGGCCAUCAUCCACAGGUUCAACGCCAUUUCCAUACAACCCCUUGACGGUGAGACUUUCCACAGGAGUCGUGACCGGCCCGCCACCCCCCACGGCCACCGUUCUGCAGGGCAACGCCAGCACCCAGAACCAUGGCUGGGAAGAGGAGCCAAAACCGUUGCUGGUUUCACAGUAUGAGACCCUCUCGGACAGUGAAUGAGAAGAGAGAAGACGUGUGACGGGAAGACCAAUGGACAGAUGGACGUGGUGGCUAUGGAACGGGUCAGGGCUGGGGGAUUCUGGGAGUGUGUCUCCUUCAGAUCAGCUGCCGGAGCUGUUUUGGGGGUGGGUGGGGAGUCCUUUUGUUUAAUUUUUUAUGACAUCUGGAAAGAGGGUAUUUAAAAACAACAACCCACCACAACAAAAGAAAGUUAAAUAGAUUUGAAGCCUUAAAAACAACCAGGAAAUGGAGCCCACCACCCCAUCAGAUUUGGGAUGAGGCUGAUGGCCAAGAGGUAGGCGCUUUGAGAUGGCCAAGUCUACUCAACACUCAGGGGUGGGGUCACAUUUUCUGCGUCAACGUUCUCCUUUAGAAAGGAAAAGAAAGGAAAAGAGGGUGAAGGAAGAGUGUUGGCUUGGUUAAACUCUUGCUGAGGUUCACCUUCCAGUGAAGCCCCAAGUACCUUCUUGGGAUGGGCUGGUGACCUAAUACUUGAAUCACAUACCAUCCAACCCCCUUUCCCCGUAGCUCCUCAUCUUAGCUUAAUGAGGGACUGCCAUGGUGGAGCUGCGGGUGGUUGGUCAUCUAGAGACGAUGACCCAAGGCGAUCCAAUGAAUUACAGAUCUCAUUUCUAGUCAUUCAAAGCAGGGAGGGUAGGAGGGUCUUUCUCCUUGCUCUGUGCCCUUGUUAAGUGUGAACUUGGAACACGUUAGAAGCAGGUAGCUGGAACUUGGGGUGCAGAGAUGGAC
Thamnophis elegans (Western terrestrial garter snake) is the source of this 9142-nucleotide messenger RNA. It is a transcript of the gene NCOR2, whose product is annotated as nuclear receptor corepressor 2. Gene Ontology annotation, biological process: negative regulation of transcription by RNA polymerase II. Lineage: Eukaryota; Metazoa; Chordata; Lepidosauria; Squamata; Natricidae. Gene Ontology annotation, molecular function: transcription corepressor activity. The record is from RefSeq and is a predicted model, not a curated record.